CUCUCAGAACUUCUCCAAAUCCUCUCUUUUCACAUCUCUGUCAAUUUUAAUCACCAAAAUCCUACAAAAUCUCUCAAUAUGGAAUUUGGUAUUGCAAAUGGUGCUUCAAGUCUUGAUCAGAUUAGACACCACUUAUUUGAUGAUUUCCUGUCACUAGAGAACAGCAUUUUUGAUGAUUUUAGUUCCAUUGAUCAUCAAAAUUUCUCAUUUCAUACUCAAAAUUUUCUCAACAAACCAAAAUCAGAACCCCAAGUCGCAAUCAACCAACAUCGAAACACACAAAACUUCAUCGAUCUUGAAUCGGAGUUUCAAGAAAUCAAACCCACUUCAUCUUCCUCCUCCUCCUCAUCAUCAUCAUCGUCAAGUAGUGGCAAAAAUAGUACUCUGUUUCAAACCAGGAAAAAGGAUACAACAAAAAAUCUGAAAAUUUCAUUACCACAAACCCAGAUUUCAAAAUCACAACUCAUUUCAAAUCCCAAUUUCAAAUUACAAAAACCUCAGCAAAAUCUGAAAGAAAAGAAGGAAAAACUAGGCGAAUGGAAACAUUACAGAGGAGUAAGAAGAAGGCCAUGGGGUAAAUUUGCAGCAGAAAUCAGAGACCCAAACAAGAAAGGAUCAAGGGUUUGGUUAGGUACAUACGAUACUGCAAUCGAAGCUGCUAGAGCUUAUGAUUGUGCUGCUUUUCAAUUGAGAGGAUCCAAAGCCAUUCUCAAUUUCCCACUUGAAGCUGGAAAAUUACAGUCUCAGAAACGUGAAGCAGAGAAUCCAAUUCAGCACACGUCAUGUGGGACCCAAGGACCAAUUGUUGAUGUUCUUCCCACCCAAGUGAAGAAUGAAUGUGGAAAAAGGACUAGAGAUGAAGAGGAAGCUCUUCAAGGGGUUAAAGUGAUGAAAGAGGAGAGAAUGGAAGGGGGAGUUGGUAAUUUUAAUUUUGGACCGUUAACACCGUCAAAUUGGAUGGGAUUCGAGCUUGGUAGUGGCGACGGUAAUGGAAUUUUUAAUUUUCCGUUGCUUUCUCCGUUAUCCCCACAUCCUUGUUUUGGUUAUUCUCAACUCAUGGUUUUGUAAACACGAUUUGUAGUUCUUAUAAGUUUUCUCAAGAAUCAGUUUGUUUUGUUCAUUCUAUGAUUGUACGGUGUAAAAUAAAAUGUGUAAUGUACCUAUCUCUACGAUUAUACACCAGAAUAUCGCUCGCUUUUUCCUA
Messenger RNA from Papaver somniferum (opium poppy), 1204 nucleotides. Its product is annotated as ethylene-responsive transcription factor ERF104-like. The transcript has a single exon. Gene Ontology annotation, biological process: regulation of DNA-templated transcription; ethylene-activated signaling pathway. Gene Ontology annotation, molecular function: DNA-binding transcription factor activity; DNA binding. The record is from RefSeq and is a predicted model, not a curated record. The coding region runs from base 79 to 1068 and encodes 329 amino acids. Lineage: Eukaryota; Viridiplantae; Streptophyta; Magnoliopsida; Ranunculales; Papaveraceae.